This is a messenger RNA of Asparagus officinalis (garden asparagus), 1352 nucleotides long. RefSeq lists its product as uncharacterized. The transcript is spliced from 8 exons. Lineage: Eukaryota; Viridiplantae; Streptophyta; Magnoliopsida; Asparagales; Asparagaceae. The record is from RefSeq and is a predicted model, not a curated record. The coding region runs from base 35 to 1306 and encodes 423 amino acids.
CCAUUCUAAUUGUCUGAUAAUAAACAGUGAGAAGAUGUACCGUAACAAAACGCCUACCGUUCAGAGUUCUACUUCUGGUAAUGCACCAAGUAAUCAAUCACAUGCAGAAUUAUUGAAAAAGAAACGUUCUCAUGCAGCAACUAGUUAUCUGCCAUACGUGAAUUCUACAGGGAAUGGAUCUGGUUCUAAUCCGAGUACAAAACGUACUCGUCUGCAAACUUCCAAUCAAGAAUGCCAAAAUUCUGUAGCAGAUGGACUGAAUUCUAGUAGUACUGUUGUCACCACAGAACGAACUACUACUGGGAUUAGAGUUAGUGCACGUCUUCAGCAACAAAGUGUUAAUGAUCAGCCAGUGGUAAACACCAUAGUUGAAGAGCGAGAUGAUAAUGUGAUGUCAGAUAUUAAUCAGGAGCCUCCUUCAGGUACAACCAAAAAGGUGCGAGGGAAGACAAGAGGAGUGAAUGCAGAUAAGGUGUUCUCCCAAUUGAAUUCUAAAAUACCUGUGACUCUGACUGAAGAAAAUGGCAGACCUACUGGCCCUUAUGCUGAGAUGUUUGCAAAUGAAAUUGGUUACACAAUUCGAAACUACGCCCCCACUGAAUGUUGGAAGAAGAUUGAAAAAGCAUAUGUGGAGAACUUGAUCAAAAGAAUGCAAAAUAAAUUUGAAUUUGAUAUGUCGCUCCCUUGGGUCCAGAGAUAUGUAAUUACAACAUGUCAGACCGUAUAUUGUAAUUUUCGUUAUAAGUUAAAGAAACAUUUUGAGCAGUUUUCAACAAUUGAGGAGGCAAUUCAAAACAAACAUGAAGCUGUCAAGACUCAGGAAGAAUGGGAGUUUCUUUGCACUCAUUUUUCUAGUGAAAAGUUUAAGAUUCGCUCAGAGAAGAAUGUUCUUAAUAGGUCAAAGUUGACAUAUCAUCACAAAGCUGGGUCAAAAUCAUUUAUGUCACACCAAGAGCAAAUUGAUCAAAUGAUAAAGAUGCGAGCAGAUACCACUCAACCUGAUGGAACUCGAACAAUGACAGAUGAGGAAAUUUGUGCAAAAGUUCUCAAAGUCAAAUCAGGCUACAUUAAGGGCUGUGGUUUUGGCCCUAGACCACCACCAUUAAGGUUCUCUCGUUCUUCAAUGAGUGAAAUGUCUGAAAAGAAUAAAGAGUUGCAAGAACAGCUUCAAGAGACCCAACAACUUGUAGGAACUCAACAACAGAAGAUCGAUGCGCAAAAUGAGGUAAUCCAAAGAUUGGAGGAGCAAGCCAAAAAGUUUGAGGAGUUUAUGGCUAAUUUUUCGAGGCAACAUCCAUCAGCUUAGUAUUCUUAGUGAACUUAAACUUGGAGAAAUGUUUUUUUGAUCGUGU